This is a messenger RNA of Fusarium sp. VM40, 567 nucleotides long. NCBI's taxonomy places the organism in Eukaryota, Fungi, Ascomycota, Sordariomycetes, Hypocreales, Nectriaceae. The record is from the annotation of a GenBank genome assembly.
AUGUUCGCUCGAGGAAUCCGCGCUGUCUCCCGGCGAGCCGCUCUCGUCGCUCCCCUCGCCCGCCCUACCAUCCUUCCUGGCCGACAGAUUGCUCCCGUCGUCUCUGUUAACGCCUCGCGCUCAUAUCACGAGAAGGUUCUUGACCACUACUCACGACCCCGAAAUGUUGGUUCUAUGAACAAGAAGGACGCCGAUGUUGGAACUGGUCUUGUCGGUGCCCCCGCCUGUGGCGACGUCAUGAAGCUCCAGAUUCGUGUCGACCCUGAAACUCAGAAGAUCUCGGAGGUCAAGUUCAAGACUUUCGGAUGUGGUUCCGCCAUCGCCUCUAGCAGCUACCUCACUGAGCUUGUACGUGGCAUGAGCUUGGAUGACGCCGGCAAGGUCAAGAACACCGAAAUUGCCAAGGAGCUAUGCUUGCCCCCUGUGAAGCUGCACUGCUCCAUGCUGGCUGAGGACGCAAUCAAGUCAGCUAUCUCAGAUUACUAUACCAAGAACCCUAACGCCAAGGUCAGCAACCUCAGCGGCACAGGCAUGAAGCUUCCUGAGGCCGAUGCUGUUGCUGCUUAA